AUGUCUGAUGGAGACCGUGGCUCGGUGCUGCUGUCCGGCGCCGGAGCACCCAGCAGGCUUGCGACGGUGGGAUAUUGGACCAUCGCCGUGGGCCACUUGUGGGUGUUGCGAAUUCAUGCGCUGACCACAGGCGCAGAAGCAAUGCUAUUCGCAACUCUUGCUUUGGUUGAGGUUGCUUUGGCUUUGGAAGCCGCUGUUUACGCCGUUGGCGGGCUGGGAACCCAAAUUGGCCUGCCGAUCUUGACACUUCUUGGCCGGGUGCGCUUGCUGGGUGCGGCCAUGGCUUGGCCUUGGCUCCUUCCAUGGGUUUCCGAACUCGGUUGCCGCUGUCAUGUCGUCACUCCUGGUUACGGGUUGACCUUGGUGCAUGCCACGACCGCCCUGGCAGGUCUUCUGACUCUGUUCUAUCUUGGGGGCGAGAUGCAGCUUGCCGUCUUUGCAUCCCCAGCCAAUAGCAGCGACACGAUGACGGGAUGUAUGCCAAGUCCAAUUCUAGCAGGGCAGUUCCGCUUAGACAAGGCCGAUUUGGAGGAGACAGGAAGGGCGGUCUUUGUCCCUGCCCAAGCAAGGAAGGGCCUUUAUGUGGGAGCAGGACUGGCCUUACUCGUGCAUCUCUGCUUCGGGAUGGCGUUCGCUCUAUUUGGAGUCCCAGGCUUUCCACCCUGGCUGCUGGUCGGAGCCCUUGCAGCGAUGCUGGGCCGAUCAUUUGGACAGCUUCCCCCCAUGGCGAAAGACCGGGAGAAAGGCGCAUCCAAUGAUUCAAGGAUUCUUUGGCGACGCGAAGGUCCCCGAUUGGUGGUUCGCCUUUGUGAGCUGGCUUGGAUCUGGUGUUGCGUGAUGGAACUGCAGAGGUGUGAGACCUCCAGUGAGUGGCUUCCCGUUUGUGCCGCAUAG
Molecule: messenger RNA, 894 nt
Organism: Symbiodinium natans
Lineage: Eukaryota; Dinophyceae; Suessiales; Symbiodiniaceae
Source: the annotation of a GenBank genome assembly